AUGAGGGUGAAGCUGUCAGCACAGAUCAAUUUUGCGCUCAUAGAUGAUACCGCUGCCGCUGCUACCGCCGCUGCUACCGCCACUGCUACCGCAGCUGCUGCUUGUACUGCUGGAAAUGUUGUAGAAGUAUCGGAUGUGGAAUUUGAAGAUGAAGAAGAGGAAGAGGAAAUGGAAUGUGAACUUGUUUGUGAACCUGCACAAAAACUCACUGAUAAAUCGCCAGGUGUUCCUUGUUUCGAUCUUCCGAAGAUAUCUCAGAGAAAUCGAUCAACUCCAGAUGCUACUUCUAAUGAUAAUGAUGAUAAUAUCAUAAUGCCUGAUGUUGAGGAAGAGAUAUCAGAUACCGAUUUUGAAGAUGAGGAUGAAUUAGAGCCUGAACAAGUUUCGGAAUCUGAAAAGCCUCCAAAACCAAGCCACGAUAUUCGAUUCAAAGAACCAGAAAACCAAAAAACUAAACGUUUAGGAGAACCUGAAGAACCACAAAAAGUUUCAUCACCAGCUACUAAAAAACCGAAACCAGCAGAAACAUCAGAGAAACCGUCAGUAAUGAAGGAACCUGUGAAACCCACAAAAGAUGAUCCAAAAUCGAAAAAUAAGUCAAAGGUAGAACCCAAAAAUCCAAAUGUUAAACCUCAGGAAAAAUUAGAAAAAUCGGAUGAGGAACUCGAGCCAGAACUGGUAUCGGCCCCUGCAUCAAAAAAGCCUGAUAUUAAGCUGAAAGAUCCGGAAGGUACAAAACCAAAGAGGCCUCUGAAAGUUAAACCAACAGAGGGCAGUCCGGAACCUGAAACAGAUGUAACUCUUCCGAUAUCGAAACCCAAGAAAAAACCAAGUGUCAAGCCACAGGAACUGGAUGAUGAGGAACUGGAGCCAGAACUAGUUUCGGCCCCUACAUCAAAAAAACCUGAUAUUAAGCUGAAAGAUCCGGAAGGUGCAAAACCAAAGAGACCACUGAAAGUUAAACCAACGGAGGGUAGUCCGGAACCUGAAACAGAUGUAACUCUUCCGAUAUCGAAGUCGAAGAAAAAACCACAAGAACCGGAUGACGAGGAGCUCGAGCCAGAAUUAAUUUCGGCGCCUACAUCGAAAAAGCCUGAUAUUAAGCUGAAAGAUCCGAAAGGUGCAAAACCAAAGAGACCUCUGAAAGUUAAACCAACGGAGGGUAGUCCGGAACCUGAAACAGAUGUAACUCUUCCGAUAUCGAAGCCGAAGAAAAAACCGCAAGAACCGGAUGACGAGGAACUCGAGCCAGAAUUAAUUUCGGCGCCUACAUCGAAAAAGCCUGAUAUUAAGCUGAAAGAUCCGAAAGGUGCAAAACCAAAGAGACCUCUGAAAGUUAAACCAACAGAGGGUAGUCCGGAACCUGAAACAGAUGUAACUCUUCCGAUAUCGAAGCCGAAGAAAAAACCGCAAGAACCGGAUGACGAGGAGCUCGAGCCAGAAUUAAUUUCGGCGCCUACAUCGAAAAAGCCUGAUAUUAAGCUGAAAGAUCCGAAAGGUGCAAAACCAAAGAGACCUCUGAAAGUUAGACCAACAGAGGGUAGUCCGGAACCUGAAACAGAUGUAACUCUUCCGAUAUCGAAGCCGAAGAAAAACCAAGAACCGGAUGACGAGGAGCUCGAGCCAGAAUUAAUUUCGGCGCCUACAUCGAAAAAGCCUGAUAUUAAGCUGAAAGAUCCGAAAGGUGCAAAACCAAAGAGACCUCUGAAAGUUAGACCAACAGAGGGUAGUCCGGAACCUGAAACAGAUGUAACUCUUCCGAUAUCGAAGCCGAAGAAAAAACCGCAAGAACCGGAUGACGAGGAGCUCGAGCCAGAAUUAAUUUCGGCGCCUACAUCGAAAAAGCCUGAUAUUAAGCUGAAAGAUCCGAAAGGUGCAAAACCAAAGAGACCUCUGAAAGUUAAACCAACAGAGGGUAGUCCGGAACCUGAAACAGAUGUAACUCUUCCGAUAUCGAAGCCGAAGAAAAAACCACAAGAACCGGAUGACGAGGAAUUCGAGCCAGAAUUAAUUUCGGCGCCUACAUCGAAAAAGCCUGAUAUUAAGCUGAAAGAUCCGAAAGGUGCAAAACCAAAGAGACCACUGAAAGUUAAACCAACGGAGGGUAGUCCGGAACCUGAAACAGAUGUAACUCUUCCGAUAUCGAAGCCGAAGAAAAAACCGCAAGAACCGGAUGACGAGGAACUCGAGCCAGAAUUAAUUUCGGCGCCUACAUCGAAAAAGCCUGAUAUUAAGCUGAAAGAUCCGAAAGGUGCAAAACCAAAGAGACCACUGAAAGUUAAACCAACGGAGGGUAGUCCGGAACCUGAAACAGAUGUAACUCUUCCGAUAUCGAAGCCGAAGAAAAAACCGCAAGAACCGGAUGACGAGGAACUCGAGCCAGAAUUAAUUUCGGCGCCUACAUCGAAAAAGCCUGAUAUUAAGCUGAAAGAUCCGAAAGGUGCAAAACCAAAGAGACCUCUGAAAGUUAAACCAACAGAGGGUAGUCCGGAACCUGAAACAGAUGUAACUCUUCCGAUAUCAAAACCGAAGAAAAAACCAGGUGUCAAACCACAAGAACCGGAUGAUAAGGAAUUCGAGCCAGAAUUAAUUUCGGCACCUACAUCGAAAAAGCCUGAUAUUAAGCUGAAAGAUCCGAAAGGUGCAAAACCAAAGAGACCUCUGAAAGUUAAACCGACAGAGGGUAGCCCGGAACCUGAAACAGAUGCAACUUUUCCGAUAUCGAAGCCGAAGAAAAAACCACAGAUAGAAGCUAAAAAACCAAAUGCCACAUCUGAAGAAGAGUCAGAAAAUCCUAAUGAUGAAGAGUUGGAGCCAGAACUGAUUUCUGUUCCCGAGCCUAAGAGACCUAGCGCUAAAUCUGGAAAACCAAAGGCAAUCAAACCUAAAAAUCCCCUCAAGGUUAAAUUAACGGAAGAUAGUCCUGAACCAGAAACUGAUGCCACAUUACCUCUACCGAAAAAAAAACCGAGCGACAAGGAACAAGAUGAAUCGGAGGAACCGGAUGAGGUCUCCGAAACAAGCUUCACUGUUCCAGAAUUACCAAUCGAAAAUGAGAUUGAAAACAAUGAAAAUGUAUCGCCAAAGAAGAAACCGAAACAGAAAAAGAAAAAAUUGAAGCCACAAUGGAUUCCACCACCUAGACCACCACCAGAACCAUAUGAGAUGCCACCGGAUGAAAAGAAAUUGGCCGAUAUUCUGAAGGAAGAAAAAAUUCCACCAACAAAACGAUAUGCUAGAAAACCGCAACAUUUAGACGUUUUUAUUCCAUUCGAAAUACCAUGGGAAAAUCUACCCGCACUACAAACACAAGAAGGUAUGGGAGCAUUUGGACAUACCCGAGAUGCAAGUAUAAAGGUUGAUCAAGGUUCCAAGCACUUAGUACAGGGAGAUCUUCAUUCCGAAACUCUCAUCCCACUCUUUUCACAGGCGGUUGGCGAUAAUCGUUCCGGUAUGCUACCUUUCGGAUCUUAUCGAAGAAAUGUAUCGGAUGUUAUUGACAACCAUAAAUUUGAUGAGUCUAAGAUCAAAGAAAGUAAUCGUUUCAUUCCGAAGUUAAUGCAAGGUGCAAUACAGCCACAAAAUGCGGAAACUUUGUUUGGACAAAUUCGUAAUCAGACGCCACAUGUGAAAUAUUUGGACUAUAUGUCGCCAAGUUGUGAUCCAGAAUCUCACGGUUUCAUCAGCCGACAAUUUGCUCCGACAUCUACCGAAAAAGCUGGCAGUACAAUCAUAGACAGAAGACGAAAUGUCAUAGCCAAUGCACAGGGUUCCGGAAAUGAUAUUGGAGUAUUUGAUCGCGCUUCUGAAUCAAUUAUGCCACUUCUUUUCAAUGUUCAAGAUAUCUACCUUAAAGGUGGAACUGAUUUUGGUGCUUUUCGACCAUUGAUCAGUGAAUCAGAAGGUGGUUACCGGAUGACUCUAGAUGACGAGAUCAAAUGUAAACUUGUUGUUCCGUAUCAGACAGCGCCAUCAUUUGUAACAUGA
Brugia pahangi is the source of this 3987-nucleotide messenger RNA. The record is from the annotation of a GenBank genome assembly. Lineage: Eukaryota; Metazoa; Nematoda; Chromadorea; Rhabditida; Onchocercidae.